AUGCUUUCUACAUCAACGGAUCCAAAACCAGCGAUGGUAGCGGAUCUGGAUGAACAAUUUCAUAUUUUUGUGGGUGAUUUGAGCUCAGAAAUCGAGACCCAACAAUUACGCGAAGCUUUUACACCAUUUGGUGAAAUUUCUGAUUGUCGCGUUGUACGCGAUCCACAAACAUUAAAAUCAAAGGGUUAUGGAUUUGUGUCAUUUGUCAAAAAAUCGGAGGCUGAAAGCGCCAUCACAGCUAUGAAUGGACAAUGGCUCGGCUCGCGUUCGAUUCGAACGAAUUGGGCCACACGAAAACCGCCAGCGAGUAAAGAGAACAUCAAACCAUUGACAUUCGAUGAGGUCUACAUUCAAAGCAGCCCCUCAAAUUGCACUGUUUAUGUGGGUGGUGUCAACAGCGCCUUAACUGCGCUUAGCGAGGAAAUCCUACAGAAGACCUUUUCGCCAUACGGUUCGAUACAAGAGAUACGCGUCUUUAAGGAUAAGGGCUACGCAUUUGUGCGCUUUUCAACCAAGGAAGCCGCCACACAUGCCAUUGUCGGCGUACACAAUACGGAAAUCAAUGCGCAACCUGUUAAGUGUUCGUGGGGCAAGGAGAGCGGUGAUCCGAAUAAUGCACAGACAAUCGCCAGUCAGGCGCUUAAUCCCGCAGCAGCUGCUGCAGCCGGUUUCCCGUAUAGUGUUGGGGCAGCCGCAGCUGCUGCAGCCGCCUAUGGGCAACAGCUGGCCGCCACCGGUUGCUGGUAUUCACCAACGCCAACGUAUUCCGCUUCGUCGACCACAGCGGCCGUAACACCGGCUGCUGCCGCCUCCGCAGCCGCGGUGCAGAAUCAAUUCUUGCAAGGCAUUCAGGGAUAUCACUUCGGACAGUAUGGUGGCUAUCAGCAAGGAUAUAUGGGCAUGGGCGUACAAAUACCCGCCACUUGGCAAGGCGUUGCUACCCAAGCGCAAAUAUCUCCCGCUCAACAGUUGGCGACGGGCGUGCCUGGUGCUGCCAUACCGCAAGCUGCCGGCGUGGUCGCCUAUCCGAUUCAGCAAUUUCAAGUGAGCCCACAGUUGCCAGAAGAUGAAUGGUUAGCAGCAAAUUUAAUAUGUUAGUUAUAAAUAAUGUAAGCGGGCAGAGUAUCGCUACA
Anastrepha obliqua is the source of this 1133-nucleotide messenger RNA. RefSeq names its product cytotoxic granule associated RNA binding protein TIA1-like. Gene Ontology annotation, molecular function: RNA binding. Bases 1 to 1098 code for a protein of 365 amino acids. Lineage: Eukaryota; Metazoa; Arthropoda; Insecta; Diptera; Tephritidae. The record is from RefSeq and is a predicted model, not a curated record. The transcript is spliced from 8 exons.